Messenger RNA from Dermochelys coriacea (leatherback sea turtle), 12004 nucleotides. It is a transcript of the gene KCNB1, whose product is annotated as potassium voltage-gated channel subfamily B member 1. Lineage: Eukaryota; Metazoa; Chordata; Testudines; Dermochelyidae. The record is from RefSeq and is a predicted model, not a curated record. Bases 553 to 3138 code for a protein of 861 amino acids. Gene Ontology annotation, molecular function: protein binding; delayed rectifier potassium channel activity. Gene Ontology annotation, cellular component: voltage-gated potassium channel complex; membrane. Gene Ontology annotation, biological process: potassium ion transmembrane transport; protein homooligomerization. The transcript has 3 exons.
UCACUCUAAACAACGCUGGGCCAGAAUUGCAGGGAAAAGCUGGAGGUUCAGACCAGACUUGUUGAUCUCCAUUAAGAGACAGCAGAAGGAAAGAGAGGCGCUUUCCUCUGUGUCUUUAGAACGAGAAAACGUGGCUCCAUUUUGAAAUGUAGACGGGGGCGGAGGGAGCGAGCCUCAUCCAAGUGCAGGCCUUGGGAAGCUGCUUGCAAAAGGAUCCUGGGAAUAAUCAGCAGCUUUCAGGCGGCUGUGUGGACCCAUUUGCCUUGCUUCCCUCCUCCCAGCCCGGGGUUCUUGGACAUACUGGAAUAUUAUUGUGAUCUGUCUGCCUAGGGCUUCCAGGGAGCCAGUGCAAACGGCCUCAGCUUGCUGAUCGCUUUCUGGCUGAUGCAGGAUGUAGCCACGCGUUGGGUUCCCUGUUCUCCGCCGACUGCCCGGCUUUGAUGCUUGGCGAAGAAGCUCUUCGGCAUGGAGGGGAAGGGGAAGGAGAACAGGUGAAGCCCGCCGGCUCUGAAGCGUGAGUGCCCGUCCCCGCGGAGCCUUCCAGAGGCAGCGAUGCCCGCGGGCAUGAACAAGCAUGGAUCUCGGUCUUCUACCUCUUUGCCUCCAGACCCCAUGGAGAUCGUUAGGAGCAAGACCUGCUCCCGGAGGGUCAAACUCAACGUGGGGGGCCUGGCGCACGAAGUUCUCUGGCGAACCCUGGACAGGCUGCCCCGGACCAGGCUGGGCAAGCUGAGGGAUUGCAACACGCACGAGUCCCUCAUGGAGAUCUGUGACGACUAUAACCUGGAGGAGAACGAGUAUUUCUUUGACCGGCACCCGGGGGCAUUCACUUCCAUCUUGAACUUCUACCGCACGGGCAAGCUGCACAUGAUGGAGGAGAUGUGCGCUUUGUCCUUCAGCCAAGAACUGGACUACUGGGGGAUCGACGAGAUCUACCUGGAGUCCUGCUGCCAGGCCAGGUACCACCAGAAGAAAGAACAGAUGAACGAGGAGCUGAAGAGGGAAGCCGAGACGCUGAGGGAAAGGGAAGGGGAGGAAUUUGAUAACACCUGCUGCGCCGACAAGAGGAAAAAACUCUGGGACCUUCUAGAGAAGCCCAACUCUUCAGUAGCUGCCAAGAUUUUGGCCAUCAUUUCCAUCAUGUUCAUUGUAUUAUCUACAAUAGCCUUGUCACUUAAUACGCUUCCUGAACUACAAGGCACGGAUGAAUUUGGACAAACCACAGAUAACCCUCAGCUUGCCCACGUAGAGGCAGUGUGCAUUGCAUGGUUUACAAUGGAAUACCUCUUGCGGUUCCUAUCCUCACCUAAGAAAUGGAAGUUUUUCAAAGGCCCCCUGAACGCUAUUGAUUUGCUAGCUAUCUUGCCCUAUUAUGUUACUAUCUUCCUCACAGAAUCAAACAAAAGUGUACUUCAGUUCCAAAAUGUACGCAGGGUGGUUCAGAUAUUUCGUAUCAUGAGGAUACUCCGAAUUCUAAAGCUUGCCAGGCACUCAACUGGUUUACAGUCCUUGGGAUUUACACUAAGGAGGAGCUAUAAUGAGCUUGGAUUACUCAUCUUGUUUUUGGCCAUGGGCAUUAUGAUCUUUUCUAGCUUAGUUUUUUUUGCAGAAAAAGAUGAGGAUGAUACAAAAUUCAAGAGCAUCCCAGCUUCCUUCUGGUGGGCAACUAUCACCAUGACAACAGUAGGCUAUGGAGACAUCUACCCCAAAACUCUCUUAGGCAAAAUAGUUGGAGGGUUGUGCUGCAUUGCUGGAGUGCUGGUGAUUGCUCUUCCCAUCCCAAUCAUUGUAAAUAACUUCUCUGAGUUCUACAAAGAGCAGAAGAGGCAGGAGAAAGCCAUCAAGCGCAGAGAAGCACUUGAAAGAGCAAAAAGAAAUGGCAGCAUUGUCUCCAUGAAUAUGAAGGAUGCUUUUGCCCGUAGUGUAGAACUGAUGGAUAUUGUGGUUGAAAAAAAUGGAGAAAGCACAGGCAAAAAGGAUAAAGUUCAGGACAAUCAUUCGUCCCCCAGCAAGUGGAAAUGGACCAAGAGAACACUCUCUGAAACUAGCUCCAGUAAAUCUUUUGAAACUAGGGAACAAGGAUCUCCAGAAAAGGCCCGGUCCUCUUCCAGCCCUCAGCACCUGAAUGUCCAACAGUUGGAGGACAUGUACAACAAAAUGGCAAAGACUCAGUCACAGCCAAACCUCAACACUAAAAACACAGGUCACCCUGGAAAGCAAAAGGAAGAGCUAGAAAUGGAGAUCAUUCCUGGCCCUACAGUCCCUUUAUUGACCACCCGUGCUGACGGGAUCAUUGACAUGAGGAGCAUGUCAAGCAUUGACAGUUUUAUAAGCUGUGCUACAGAUUUCCCUGACUCUGGGAAAUUCUCCCACAGUCCACUUGCUACACUUCCCUGCAAAGGAGGUGUUAAUCCAAUUCAGGAGCAAAUCAGGGCAGAGGGAAGUGGAACCAGGUUCAUGGAGAUAAACCCAAAGCUGGAAGGCAGCCAUCGCUCUACAUUUUUCAUAGAAAGUCCCAACAGCUCCGUAAAAGCCAGUAACCCUUUAAAAUUAAGAUCUCUGAAAGUCAACUUUAUGGAAGAUGACAACAGCACAUUAGAACCAGCAUCAAAUGUACUGAGAAUAUAUCCAGAUGCUCUCAAGGACAGGGGAGCUGCUGCCGCUGCAAGCAGUUCCUUACUCUCUGAUCGAUCUUUAGUCAGUCCAGAAACCUCUAUCUACACAACAGCGAGUGCUAGAACACCCCCAACAUCGCCAGAGAAGCAGAUAGCAAUAGCCUUCAACUUUCACGAUGCCAGCAUACAUAAAUAUAUAGAUGCUGACACUGAUGAUGAAGGUCAGUUGCUUUAUGACUCCACCCCUCCAGGAAAUGUAAGUCCCAAGUACAAUAUUACAAACAGUGGUUAUCUAAAGCAAAAAGAUAACAUUUAUAGAAUGGAGAAGAACCAUCUAGAGAGUGCUGCUUUACCCACUUCACCGAAGUUUAUAGGGCAAAACUGUAUUUACUCCAUGGAAGGUAUCACUGGAAAAACCCAGGGCAAUCAGGAGACUAUCAGACUAGAAAAUCACAUUUCACCCGAGGUCCAUAUAUUACCAGGUGGUGGAGGACAUGCUAACACCCAUGAUCAAAGCAUCUGACAUGUGCUCCAAAAAACUUGUUGAACGUUAAAAGGAAUGUCUUUACAGUCAACACAACGAAAGAGAGCUUCUGCAUGGCAUGAACUUUGACUGAAGCAAGCCACUUGUUUCUAAACGUCUGAGGGAAGGCCUUGUGUGGGUUUAUGAAAACAUCCUUCUCUGGAACAACUAUAAAGAUGUUGCCCAAUUCAUCCUACAAACAUCAAUGAAAAUAAAGAUUGCAAGUCUUGCUCAUGCUUUGAUCUCCUUUCAUGUCCUUCAUUGAAGUCAGCAUGACCAAAUAUACAUCCACUCCUCUUGUACGAUGGAUCUCCUUUUGGAAGUGUUAACAUCUGAUUUGUGUUACUUCCAUAGAAGAGGUCAAAGGCAGCCAGAUUUGAACUCUGGAACAAAUUACUGGGGUUGUAUAAAGUUAUUAGAAACACAAUACUUGCUGCUUCAGGGCAGCUGUUCCAGAUAGCCCCAUCUGCAUCUUUCUUUCUUAUGGAUACAGUGUCUAAAGGUAACAGGGAACACUUGAGUAAAUCUAAGCUUAUGUCUAUUUACAAUAACAGUGGUCGAGAGAAAUAAAUUAUUAAUCUGCCCUGUGUAUGUUUAAUUCUUCCAGAUACUGUAGGACCUGAUGUUUUAUUUUGAAAUCUAAUCAGGGUGAGUUGCACCACUUGUAUCUAAUUUAAAAUGCUCCCCUAGAAAGUAGUGAAACUUGCACUUGCCCACUGCUAAAAUCAAUACCUAAUCUGGGGCUAGAGAGGGGCUUCUAAGCCACAACCCACAUUGGGGGAGUGUGAAGGGACAGGGCAGAAGUAGGACUCUCCAGGGGCACUUUGGCUGACUCAGCCAGAAUUCUUCCAGGGUUCUGCGGGAGAAUGCACCUGAGUGAGAGCUCAACACAUUUACAGGGUGUAACAUGCUCCCUCUUUCUACUAGUCCAAUACCCCAUACCGCCUGUUCUGUGCAGAAGGCAGGGGCCCAGGAGUUGCCCUGUUUGGAGAGUUCAGGCAUUCUAGGCUUGUACACUGCUUGUGUUCCAGCUGGCCCCUACACCAGAGUGUAAAGAGUGGCAGUGAUGACUCCUUGUACCCGCCCACUCUGACUUCCAUAGUCACUUAGGGGUCAGCUUCAAUCUAGCUCAUAAAGUAGGAGGAGAGGAACGAGUCAGUCUGAAGCAUUUUGCACUCAGUCGAUGUCGAAUGACUAGAUAUGCAAGUUGUUAACGAAAUAUGCAAAAACAGGACUUAUUUAAUUAUACACAACAGGGCUGAUUGUGCUGUCACUUCCAAUGGUGAAAUCAGGAGUGACUCCAUUGAAACCAAUGAAGUUACACUAGCAUAAAACAGAUAUAAGUGAGAGGGAAAUCAGGUCAAGUAGCUUAAUAAUAUUCAAUCUUUUUCUUAAAAAUGACCAUUUUAAACAAAUGCAACUAACAGCAACCAGCUUAGGUUUUAAACAUUGUCCUUCUAUAAAGUUAUUUUGACUUGUGUAGAAAAUAUUUUUUCUUUCAUUUGUAAUAUUCAAAAAAAAAAGCACUUUCUGUUGAGAGGGGUUUUUUGUUUUUAUUUUUGGGUGUUUUUAUGUGUGAAGGUGGAAUAACAAACCAGAGUGUAAGAAUCUAGCACUUUAAACAAGCACUAUCUUCAUUUGUGCCUCCUGUUAUGGCUGUGAUUUGUUACACACAUGUAACAAAACACAAUCCGUCCUGUGAUAACUGUGAUAGUAACACUUUAUGUUGUCUGUUUCUAUUGUAAAGCUAAACUGUAAAUAACUUAUAUCAAUAAGAGUUUGAUGCAUAUUUAUGAGUACCUGCUGUGAUGUGUAACUAUUUGCAUGCAACAGGUCUUGGUACAUAAAUAUCAAGUGUCACUUUAUAAAGAAUACUCUACGUCUCUAGGAAGAUAAACUAUCUGGGUCUGGUGCAUUUUAUUCCUUUCUAUUGCAAAAUAGCUGUUGGUUGGUCCUGAAUGUAACUGUCUGUCCACUCUAUAUUAUACUUCUGUCUAUCAGUAACAAUGAAUGCAGCACGUACAGAUGAAAGCAAUAAGCACGUACAUGUUUUAGGAAUUGUUAUGGGUUGUAACUACAGCUUUGUUAGGUCUGUACUUGGAACAGUACUGUACACAUAUUUGGAUCUAUUCUGCCCUCAGUAUGCAGAGCAAUUAUCCAGAUUACUCCCCUCAUGUUGGGUUAGAGUUUGAGGUCCUUCCUCAAAGUUUUUACUCACUUCUUAAUAAGGCUGAAUCCUGGGAAAUUUCCUGAAUGAGAAGACAGAAAGAACAAACUGAGUAAGGACCUCAAGAAUUAGCCUAGUGACAGGAGAACAGACCUCAUUCCAUGCAAAGUGUUACACAGCAGGUACUGAAAAUAAAUAAAAGUACCUGUCCAUACAGAAGCAUCUUCAGAGCACUUAUAUAGGGCCAGUUCCUGAGGGUCAUAAGUCAGCUUUAACUCAGUCUUGACUCAAACAAAACUCAUUCAUUUGAAUGGGCAUUUUGCCUGACUAAGGAUUUCAGGCUUUGGCCCAUUGUAAAUACAAGUGUACUUAGGAGAACUAAUGUAGUGUGUUGCUGAGAUACUUGUUAAGACUGAAUAAUUAUUAGAAAGUAAAGUUAAAGUGACUUUCCAGCAGAUAAAGCGUUAAGUAUUGACUGAUUCUAUGGGUUGCUAGGCCAUAGAGUGGAAACGAGAAAUUUUAAAGAGAGUAGUAUCGAUGUUUCAGUCAUCAGCCAUGUCUGCCAUCAGCACAAAUGUAAAAAAUUAAAUAAAAAAAUAAUUCAGGGAAAAUAACUUUUUUUAUAAAGUAAAUAAUAGUGAUUUCCAAUUUAAAUAUUUUUAAAGCUGAUGCUUUCAUGUAAAAAAAAAGUCAUAUUUUACAUAUUAAGAAAGUGAUCAUAUUUAAAUAUAGCCAUACACUGUAGUGUUUACCACACAUUCAUUUAAAGUGAUGUAUUUGGUUUAUAGAUGGCACUGACAAAAAUGUAUAGAUCAAUAAUUGUCAUUUUUUAAUAAAAACAACUGGUGCAACUCUCCUUGUAACCAAAGGCCCUCUCUCUGCCUUGUGUGAUCGAAUCUGACACACACCUUAUCUCAUCUAUUUAGUCUUACCAAUAAAGUAGCAUUUUAUUGAAUCACUUUUGAACUGGCUGUCAAAAGUAUCAUUAAAUUUCUACCUUUUAAGUCUUAAUGGCCAAAGUCCUAUAGAUUUCUUAUAGAAAGAGAAUAAUGUACAAUAAAGCAUAUAAUAUGCUUGAAGAGCAUUUCUUUCUUAUUUGUGCGUGAAGAUGUAGCUCUUAUUUUGUGCCCAGUUAAAAAAUGAAAUACGAGUAACUUAUUUUAAUGAAAUAAAGUCUGAAUAAGAAAUGUAUAUCUAUAUAUAUGUGUGUGUAUGUGUACAUAAGACAUAUAUAUAUAUGUAAGCACUGGGAAAUCUACUGUCAGAUGAAAAGCUACAUUAGACUGAGAGUCUGUACUCAUUACAGAAGAAAAGGCAGUGCUUUGAAAACGUAAUGCUCACCAAAUCCCGUAGGUAUCUAAAGGGCAACUUCAUUUUACAGUUCAUUUGAUAAAUGUUUCCCUGAUCUUCUAAAAUUGGAGGGGAACUAUGUAAUAUCUCUUGCAUCAAACUAAAGUCUGCAGAUCAGUCGCUAAUAUCUGGCAUUGAGGUCCUUUACUGUGUACCAUGUGUCAAGCAAGCUGAUAGAAUUUUAUCUACUGCAGCAAAGAGCAUCACAAUCGAAAGGAUCAUGUGCACAUGAUGUCUGGGUUCCUACUUGUCUCUUACGCAAUCUACAACUUUAAAGGUAGAUAGAUAGAUAGAUAGAUAGAUAGAUAGAUAGAUAGAUAGAUAGAUAGAUAGAUACUUGUGGAAGGAAUGGGUGCAGUUUUCUUAACCAGGAGGCAAAAGAUUUUUUGACUUUUAGCUUUAUACAAAGGAAAACAACAGUAAUUUAUUGUAGUAGAUUUCUCAGUGCCUUUUCUUAGAAACUUCACCUAAGCACAUUUAAGGAAAAACAAAAACAGACUCUCCUGUGAAACCCACAUUUUAUGAAAGAUUCAAGAAUCAAUAUGAGAAAAGAAGAAGAAGAAAGAAUGCCAAUGGAACACAUAUUCUCUUUCUGAUCAUACUGUGUCAAAGGCCUGGGGAAUAUUAAUCUGUGCACGUCACGUAGAAACAAACCCUACACGGUUGGUCUCUUUGGCAACUAUGGCUGUGAUAAACUGUAGCCUUUUCUUCCCUUGCAGCUAAUAUGAUAAACAUUUUUAAGGAAAAACAGUAUUCUCUUCUGUAAAAUUGUAAUGUAUUGUUAAUAUUUGUAUCUAUUGUAUAUUUAUGUUUUGACAGAAUUAUGGCUGGUACAGUUUAUAAUAAAUAACAGGGGUAUUUAAAAUUCAUUACGAAAACAAGGUUGCUAAUGCCAGGUUCUCUCUGUUGAUAAGUUCCGCAUAAUAUUAUCUCCAGUCGUUUUUACGAGACUUCUCAAACACCUCAUUUUAAGCAAAUAGUAGAAUUCCUGGGUAAGGUAAUAAAACAAUGGAAACUGUAUGGCAUUUACAUUCUACAAUAUAGCUCAGAGAGUCAACAAAAUGUGGAGGUGAAGCAUCCCAUAUAUCUAUUUCUUUAGCAAAGCUCUCAUAUUUUAUCAAUUAUUACACUUAUGGUAACCAAAAUGAACCAAGCAUUAGCUUAGAUUGCUUUAGAAUCACCCAGUUGGGCAGAAUAUGGCUUUAAAUAAUUCUUGAUUAAAGUACAGAUGUUCUCUGUACCGUCUGUUUGCCAUUGUGUUGGCUCUAUAAGUAUCUGCUGUAUGGAAAAGUCUAUUUUUCUGUUCAGAUUUUAAAUAUUAUAUAUAUAGAAUAUAAAUAUAUAUCUGUAUUUUUAGCAAAUUUAUAAUAGGGCAAACAAGUCAAAUUUCUUCUUUUUGUAUUACAGAAUAAUAUAUUAGCAGCUAUUGUUGUUCAUUUACAUAGCUGAUUUCCUGAGUGUUUUUUGUUAUGUCUCUGUUCUGAGAACACCAGAAAUAUCCCUCCUGAAGUAGGUCUGUGAAAGGUCACAGAAUCUCUUUGAUGUCAUCAUGUAUUUGUAUUUUCCUGGUUGUUGUCCUUAAAAAUAAACAAAAUACAAGGACAGUGCAUGGAAACUAAGGUGUGUUUUCUUAAAAAAGGAGAGAAUGGGCCAGACAGUGAUCUCAGGUUCAAUGGUGUAGAUUUGGAGGAACUCCACUGAUUUCAACCCUUAACUGCAGCCUUUGACUUCAGUGGAGUUUUUCCAGAUUUACGUUGAUUAAGCUGAGAUCAGAAUCUUGCCCAGUGUGUAGAAGGGACUAGAUUUGGAAAUCACCAUCAUCAUAAUAAUUAGUGCUGGAGUCAACUACAAAAGUUUUAGGGAUGGAGUUGAGAUAAGCACCAAAACUGAAAGUUCAGGCUCUUAUCCAACCUGAAUAUCUGAUGGUGUAUUCUUUAUUUAGAUAAAGCUCCCACUGAAAUUCCAAGCCCAGUGGGAGUUUUGCCUAAAUAAAGACUGCAGGGUCAAGCAAAUGUUGUAUUUUGAUAUUGCCACCUUCAAUCCUGGGCAAAACCAGGAAUUGUGGAGAACAUUUAUUUAUCCAAAUUCCUAAAUAUACAAUUUCAGAAAGGGACUGGAUUUGGAUUUGGUGAAGGCAAAGUUUUGUCCAUGUACUUAGUUCUUCUUAAUCAUUUUGCUGCUCUCCAAUUACGUCACCUACAAUGAAACAAAAAUACAAGAGAAAAACAAAUGCCUUGAUAUAUACCAUUUCAUGGCCCUAUGAAGUCAAUGGGGAGUUUGCCUGGAUAGCAUUGACCCUAAAUCUAUGCAUAAAUAUUUCUUUUUUAAUUGGUCCAAAUGUUUAAACAUGAAAUUAAGAAGAAGCAACUGUUUGCACAUUGGCAGUUUCUUUCCAGAGUUGAAAGUCUAGCGCAGUACCUUCUGUUAGCCCAGCUCUAUAUUUACAUAGCUAUGGUCUCUUUGUGGAAUUUUCCUAUAUGCCUGCAACCCUAGAGAGCAAACCUGAAACAUGAUUUAAUUAGAAAUCUGUACAUUUGAAAAUGUAUAAAUAAUCAGCAAUCCCAGUAUGAACAAGCUUGUAAAGACCAGCAAAGGUUGCUUUGCCAAUGAUUUAUACAUUAGCAAAGCUCAGCUACCACGUGAGGAAAUAAAUGAAUGGAAAAUGUGUUUCUGUUUCUGAAAGGGAGCCACACCUCCAACUAGCCAACGCAAUAAUCCUGCACAUCUGACAUCUACAAUCGUAUAAAAUGCCCUUCAAAAGGGCAUACCAAUAAAAUACUUGGUUUACUCAAUAUGUUAUGGACCAAAUUCACCACUGCAGUAAGCUGUAUUUGCUUAUUCCAAUGUUAAAUUUGACCCGCUGCUAGCUCGCUUGCAUUAGGAAAAAACAUAUCCAAAUGUCAGUCAUCUCACCAAUUAAAAGGUGAUUGAUUUCCAGCAUGUGUUUUGCAGCCAUGUACCAAUAUAAUUAGGCUUUUGGGCUUAAAGAAAAGUUGUUGUUUUUCGCAAAGACAAAAGAAAUCUUCUGAAAGGUAAAAGUUCAUAUUCCCCUUUGUUGCUGAUGUUACCUAAACCACCACCAAGUGUCCUUUGACACCAAUGGUCAGGUGCCACAACUGUUCAUAUCUGUAAAUAUGGCUCAAUUUUGCUUUUCUUGAUUCUGGCUUCAUCGCACAAUAAAUUAUGUUAGAAUCUUAGGAAAGAAUACUUCUCAUUUUUAAAUAGAGAGUAAUACUAUUAUAUUGAUGUUCUGUAGGUCUGAGCAAGGCUAAACAUUUGAAAUUUUAAAGGGAUGCUUAUAACAUUGCAGCUAUGCUGCAUUAAACAAAAUAAGUAAAUUUGCACUCAGAGCAAAGACCCACUGUAUUCAGAUCUUUUGGACAUGCCAGCAAAUAUAUUUUAGGGAAAACUAAAGGCUUUGUGUGAUCUCAGGGAUGGAAUACAGCUGUCCAUUGCACCUGUUUGAAAACCGUCUUUUGGGUAGGGGGAAGUGAAAAACAGUAAUAAUUAGAUGGAAGUGUGUGAAAGAGAAUGACAAUCAUUUCAUUCAGAUUUGUUGGUUUAUGAUCACGCUAUGUUAUUUCUCUUUAAAUGUGCAAGAUCAUCUUGGGUGAACUCCUGGCCCCAUUGAAGUCAAUUAUAAAACUCACAUUGACUUUAAUGGGACUAGAUUUCACCCCAUAUUUUUAUAAUUUAUCAGGGCCUUAGACAAGGACUUGUUGAUUUGUACAAGUAGUUACCAACAGAUAUUGUAUCAGUUACUGUGUUACACCUUUCAGUCUCCUUGCUAAUUUGCAAUUAAGACCAUGUGAGGACACACCAAUUCUGAUCUAUGCGCAGUACUUCAUGGUUAUUGUACAGUAUUUCAAUUUUGAUCUGUCCCCCUGAUGUGUCUCUUGUCUUUUAUCCUCCUCUAUCUUGUUUCUGAAGUACUGCUAAGCUCAUGUUGCCUCCUAUGACCACCAGCUUUGUUUUAUAUUCUGUUGGUUUGAGCCCUGAGGGAUAGGACACUUUUCAGUCCUUGCCAGCUUUUUUACGGUUGGUGUAUAGAGCUGCUUUCACAAUAAAACAUUCCCUGUUGGUUUGUCAUUGUGGCAGAUCCUCCAUAUUACGUUGAACUUUGAAGCCAUGAUAAGGAGUGAUUCCUAAUACCUAAGACUGAAAAGCCAGCCACAGCUCCUAAAUUGCACCAAAUCUCAACCUUUUUAUAUAUUAUUGGCAUUAGAAGAUUUUGAUCUGCUGUACCCAACUUUAAUAUAGAAGAGUCCUGCUUUUUAAUCAGUCCAGUGAAGUGGUUCUUGAAUGGAGAGAAAACAUCUAAAGGUGCACUUCUCUUUAUGCUCUUAAAGACAUACCAUGUUGUAACAAACUUAUGACUAUUUCGGGAAGUCACAGCUGUCUUUCACUAUGCUAUACAUCAGACCCAUUCAGAAUUUCACAGUGCCUGCAGGGAUAGAACAAAUACCCUCCUGCUCCAGAAGCACAGGCCCCCAUCAUGUCAGCAAACACACUCUCCGUUAGCGAUAUAGGGCCUAUGAGCCACAGAUGAGCAGUUCUGAUGAUAUUCACUAGAGGGUGGGGGCAGGCGGGGGCAUACACACUAGCCAGUACAUUAGUGCAAUAAAAAUGGUACCGGUUUUUAAAAAGCAUUUAAACAGUAAAGCCGGUAUUUUAACACCAAAUAAAAACUGGAAAAAAUUCCUGGGACUCUCCUGGCAGAUUUGGGUGGAAUUAUAGUGAGAAAGGGCAGAAAAUAUAAAGUCUAGUGCUCCACUGCUUUACACCGUGUUUUGUCAUUUUAUAACUGUGGAAAGUGGAGGCACUAGUAAAUCAGGCCCAAAAUGUAUAGUGAAGGGUAGUUGUUGCCAUGCAUGUCCUGCUGCCCCAGCAGAUUCAGCACGGUCAGCAUGUGUUCCUCGUUCUAUUAGAUUGGAUCACACUAAGGGACAGCAUGUCAGAAGAUGUUUUUUCACUGUUUGAGCAAUAUCUACUUGACACCCUUGUGUUUUGGGGUAACUAUGAUUCCAUUAGCCAUACACUAGUGCACUUAGAGUCCUACGUUUUGGGAGGGGAGAGGGAGGGUUUGGUGCGUUCUUGUUUUUGUUUUGUUUUUUGGUAAAUAGUCCUCCUUCGUUGAAGUUUAUUGAUCACUCCAGUUGUUUCUGUAAAAAAUAAUUUUAAAAAAAUUAAAAAAUCAAUGUCUUUAUAUGCAUGUAAUGGUAUGAAACUGUGAUCAAUGUGUGACAUUCAGAAACUGUACUGUCUUGUAAAAUAUGUCCAAAUGUCUACAGAUUUUAAAGCAAUGGUCCCCUACUGCAGAAAUAAAUAAAAAGGUAUGGAUAAAACUGA